GUAACUGCCAAUGGGAAGCGGGCGCGCGUUGCCGGCUCGCGAACUCGCUGCAGAGUUGGCGCUAGUCGCUGUGGUGAAGCGUUCCGGCGGCAUCAAGAUGGCGACCGGAGGGAAACGUAAAUUAGGAGCCGCUGGAGACGGCGUUGAUAACAACAGCCACGACCGCCGGAGCAAAAAGUCUGGGGGGACGACCAGACCGGAAGUCCGUGGUGGGGCUGCGGACUCGCCUUUCGUGGAGGGUUCCAUCGUCAGGAUCGCCAUGGAGAACUUCUUAACGUAUGAUAAUUGUGAGGUGUUUCCAGGACCCCAUUUAAACAUGAUAGUAGGAGCUAAUGGAACUGGUAAAUCAAGCAUUGUUUGUGCCAUAUGCCUGGGAUUGGCAGGAAAACCUUCCUUCAUUGGACGAGCAGAUAAGGUUGGCCUCUAUGUGAAGCGAGGCUGCAGCAAAGGAAUAGUUGAAAUUGAGCUGUUUAAAAUUCCAGUCAACCUCAUUAUCAAGCGAGAAAUUUCUGUAGUAAACAAUCAGUCAACAUGGUUUGUUAAUGGAAAAUCUUCUACACUCAAAGCAGUAGAAGACCAGAUCGCAGCCUUAAACAUUCAAGUAGGCAAUCUGUGCCAGUUUCUUCCACAGGACAAAGUUGGGGAAUUUGCAAAAUUAUCCAAGAUUGAGCUUCUUGAAGCCACAGAGAAAUCAGUGGGCCCUCCAGAAAUGUACAAAUUUCACUGUGAACUAAAGCACUUCAGGCAGCGAGAGCAAGAACUUGAGAAUUCAUGCAAGGAAAGAAAUACUAACCUAGAAAAAAUGAAGCAAAAGAAUGAAAGGUGUAAGCAAGAUGUGGAACGAUAUAAUGAAUAUAAACGCCAUGUAGAUAAAAUCACAAUACUUAAAAAGAAAAGACCUUGGCUGGAAUAUGAUAAUGUUUAUCAGCAAUAUGAAGAGGUGAAACGAAGCAUACAUAAUCUGAAGGAAGAAUUAAGAAAGCUGAAAGAAGUGCAGCCUCCAGUAGUACGUCAGAUCCAAGAAGCUGAGAAGCAGCAUGCAAGCCUAGAUGCUGCAAUAAGAGAAAAGAUUGCAGCUAUCCACGAAACAUCCCGAAAAUGCCAACAGCAACAAGAUGCUUUGGAGAAAAAGGACAAAGAAAUUGAGGAGAUUAAGCUAGCUUUGAGAAUGAAGAAAGAAAAGGAGAUGGAUCGACAGAAGAGAAUUGACAACAUUUGUAAGAUGAUAGAAGAUCUGAAAAAUGAGCUAAGAAAUACAGACAACUCUGAUAAUAUUCAACCCCGAAUGGAUUCUGUUAAUGCAGAACUGGGACACCUGAUGGAAGAGAAGGCAUCUGUUGACAGCGAAAUAGCAGGUGUGCUCAGUGAAAAGGAGAAUGCAUAUACAGAGCAAAAAGGGAUAACUGAUCGCAUUGUACGAUUUGACAAUAUGAUGAAUAUGAAGGAAGAGAAGCUCAGAGGAAGACACAAAGAUACACACGCUGCUCUUCUGUGGCUAAGAAAUAACAGAGAUCGGUUUAAAAAAGAUGUCUGUGACCCCAUGAUGCUCUCAAUCAAUAUGAAAGAUCAGAAGCAUGCUAAAUAUGUAGAAAAUCAUAUUUCAUCCAAUGAUAUGAGGGCCUUUGUCUUUGAAAGCAAAGAAGAUAUGGAUGUCUUUCUGAGAGAGGUACGUGAUAAUCAGAAAUUAAAAGUGAAUGCUGUGAUGGCUCCUAGUGAAUCGUGUGCUGAAAAUAAACCUUUAAAACCAAUUGAAGAACUCAAACGCUAUGGGUUUUUCUCCUACUUGCGAGAGUUAUUUGAUGCACCCCAGCCUGUGAUGAGUUACCUAUGCCAACAGUAUCACAUUUAUGAGGUCCCUGUGGGAACAGAGAAGACCAGAAAUAUGAUUGAAAGGGUCAUAAGCGAGACAAAACUGAGGCAAAUAUAUACCGCAGAUGAAAAAUACACAGUAAAAGUGUCUUCUUACACAAAUCAAACUAUUUCUAGUAACAUAUCAUUAAAGCCAGCCCAGUUUCUGAAUGUCACAGUGGACACUGAGGAAAGGAGGCAGUUGGACAUUCAAUUCCAACAAAUUAAUAGGAAGUUGGAAUUGCUGAAUUCUCAAAUUACAAUACUGCGGGAGAGACUGAAAUCUCUAGAACGCAGAGACAAUGAACUUAGACAACAGAAGAAGGAGCUUUUGGGGCAAAAAAGCAAAAGGAAACAGCUGGAAUCAAAAAUCAGUAUGAAAUAUGAGAGUUUAAGACAACUGGAACAAGAUGCCAUCAACGUGGAAGAAGAAUCUGAACAAGCGAAUGUUAAAAUAAAAAGAAUUAAUAGCCAGAAAGUAAAACUUGUAUCAGAAUUUAUGCAACUCAUAAAGAACUGUAUGACCCUGAAUAAACACAGAACAGAUUUAGUUUUACAGAGCACUACAACUGCUUUUCGCAAGAACAGACUUGAGGCUGAACGUAAAGCUGCAAUGAUACAGCUGAAAGCUACCGAGCAACAGUUUACAGAACUGGAAGAAAGGAGACGCGUUCUCUCUAAGAACUGUAAGGGUUUAAUGCGGAAAGCUGAGCAGGCUUGCGACAUGGCCCCAAAUGAAAAAAUCUCUGAGUACCAUAGGAAUGCAUUCCUGGCUCUUCCAAGCACCCUGGAUGAAAUUGACGCUUUACUGAAUGAGGAGAAAUCAAGAGCUUCUUGCUUCACAGGCCUCAGUGCUUCAGUUGUUGAAGAAUAUAACAAAAGGGCAGAAGAAAUACAACAGAUGACUCUGGAGUUACAGGAAAAGAAGGAGGAGUUGGAUGACUUUAGGCAAAGCAUUUCACAGGUUAAGGAAAAGUGGCUAAAUCCACUAAAACAGCUGGUUGACCAAAUCAACGACAAGUUCAGUAGCUUUUUUAGUUCCAUGCAGUGUGCCGGAGAUGUGGAUCUUCACACAGAGAAUAAGGAAGAAUAUGAUAAAUAUGGGAUUCGGAUUAGAGUCAAGUUCCGCAGUAGCACUCAGCUUCAUGAACUAACUCCACACCACCAAAGUGGAGGGGAGAGAAGUGUUUCAACUAUGUUGUAUUUGAUGGCAUUGCAGGAACUUAACAGAUGCCCAUUCAGAGUAGUAGAUGAAAUAAAUCAGGGAAUGGAUCCAGUUAAUGAAAGGAGAGUCUUUGAUGUGGUGGUAGAAACUGCUUGCAAAGAGAGUACUUCUCAGUACUUCUUUAUUACACCAAAGAUGAAGACAGCACCAGAAAACAAUCAUGGAAGAAGAAACGAAUACCUUAAGCUGCCUCCAAUGGAAUGAUGUAAAAGAGAAACGUGCUGACCUCAGACUGAAUGAAUGAAUAAUGGAUUGGGAUUCAGGUCAGAACCAGUGAGCAAUUCUAAAAUAGAGAGAGAAAAGCCAUUGUGGGGUUAAGCAGAAGGGAAAGAGUAAGAACUGAUAUCCUUUUUUGUUAUGGAGAAUCAGCAAGGAUCAGCAAGAAUACAUGUGAAUCAAGACAGAAUUAACACAGUUUCUUCCAUUCGUUUAGAUGUGUAGAUAAACUGUAUUUCAGUUUCCUAUUUAUCUUCAUGAUAACAUUGUUGUUUUCAUGUUGCAAAUAGAAUUUUGGAGGUGAGAAUACACUGACAAGCCCAGUGAGUCCACAGCUGAGUGGAAUUGUAGGUCAGACUUCCUAGUCUCUUUUUCAGCAAGGUAUGUCUGGAUUCAGAGAAACACAAAAGCAAUGUGGUAUGUAAUGCAAGCCUUUAUAUUAUUCCUUUUAACCCCUGCCAUGGAAACCAGAGAUGGAAGAAAUGCAGGGAUCUUUCCAUACAGGAUUCAAGGAGUAAUAGUGUUUGCGUGAUUUGCUGGGAAAUCUACUAUAAGCUUUCCAUUUUGGGAAAAGAUGGGGAAAAAUCAGUGAAACAGAAACAAUUUUAUGUAGUUGUCUUGGGGGAUUUAGACUAUAAAAACGUGUUUAAUUCUAUGACAACAGGACUUUGGUUUAUUUCAUGAAAUCACAGGAUAAAAUAAUACAGGGUUGAAAUUCCUUUUGUACCAAAAUCUUAAUGAUGAACUCUGAACCCUAUACUAUGUUCAUGUUGAGAAAUCCCACAAAAAAUUAGUACUAUUAGCUGUGAUUUGCUAAACAGGCAAAAUGUAAAAAUGGCACAGUAAAAAUGGCACAAUCACCGUAGACGUCCCUGUUUUUCAAUUAUAGGGGUGAAUCUUCAGCACCAGCCACAAAUCCUGAUCAGAAUGGCAGCAAGAUUUCAGAUGUAAGGAAAAGCAGAAUGGUACACUACGACCCAACCAAGAUGUCAGUAGCUAAGUUGGUUGGUGCUUGGAAAGGAGACCUCCAAGGAAGACUCUGCAGUGGAAGGCAAUGGCAAACCACCUCUGCUUAAUCAUUUGCCUUGAAAUGACAUUGAUGGGGUUGCCAGAAGUCUCUUGUGACUCACCUGAUCUUUACAGCCAUGCCCCCCUCAAGAUUUCAAAUUAAAAUGCUUAAGAAGAUUUUAAGUAUCAAGGGCUGUAUUUCUUUGAGGCUUGGAGAUUUUUUUCUUGCAUGAUGUUUAAAUCAUUUAACUAUAAUUGCAUGUUUGUUCUGUACUGUAUUUAUUAUUAAUUAGAAAAGAAAGGCUUUCUGUUUUUAGUGUUU
Messenger RNA from Sphaerodactylus townsendi, 4619 nucleotides. It is a transcript of the gene SMC5, whose product is annotated as structural maintenance of chromosomes 5. Gene Ontology annotation, biological process: double-strand break repair via homologous recombination. The transcript has 25 exons. NCBI's taxonomy places the organism in Eukaryota, Metazoa, Chordata, Lepidosauria, Squamata, Sphaerodactylidae. Gene Ontology annotation, molecular function: ATP hydrolysis activity; ATP binding. Gene Ontology annotation, cellular component: Smc5-Smc6 complex. The coding region runs from base 11 to 3277 and encodes 1088 amino acids. The record is from RefSeq and is a predicted model, not a curated record.